UUCUGGAAGCUCGCUGUGUCUUGUGCGCGUACCCUGUUCGGUCACUCCUUCGCUGUUUGUCAGAAAGGAUGUCGGCGGUGAAAGCUCUCAACCCGAAGGCGGAGGUGGCGCGGGCUCAAGCGGCUCUGGCCGUGAACAUCAGCGCUGCUCGCGGGCUACAGGACGUGCUCAAGAGUAAUCUGGGACCAAAAGGAACCAUGAAAAUGCUUGUUUCAGGUGCUGGAGACAUCAAACUGACUAAAGAUGGCAAUGUUCUUCUGCACGAGAUGCAAAUCCAGCAUCCCACCGCUUCUUUGAUCGCCAAGGUGGCCACGGCCCAGGACGACAUCACAGGCGAUGGCACCACAUCUAAUGUUCUCAUCAUCGGAGAGCUUCUCAAGCAGGCGGAUCUCUACGUCUCUGAGGGUCUUCACCCGAGGGUCAUCGCUGAGGGCUUUGAGGCUGCUAAAGACAAGGCUCUGGAGGUGCUGGAGGAGGUGAAGGUCACUAAAGAGAUGGACAGAGAGACGCUCAUCCACGUGGCCAGAACAUCACUAAGAACCAAAGUGCACGCCGAGCUGGCCGAUCUUCUGACAGAGGCUGUAGUGGACGCUGUUCUUGCCAUCAGGAGACCCAAUGAACCCAUCGACCUCUACAUGGUGGAAAUCAUGGAGAUGAAACACAAAACAGACAGUGACACACAGCUGAUCAGAGGUCUGGUGUUGGAUCAUGGAGCGAGACAUCCUGACAUGAAGAAGAGGGUGGAGGACGCUUACAUUCUCACCUGCAACGUGUCUCUAGAAUAUGAGAAAACAGAGGUGAACUCUGGAUUCUUCUACAAGAGCGCCGAUGAGAGAGACAAACUGGUGAAGGCCGAGAGGAAGUUCAUUGAGGAUCGUGUGAUGAAGAUCAUCGAGCUGAAGAAUAAAGUUUGUGCGGAUAGCAAGAAGGGAUUUGUGCUCAUUAACCAGAAGGGUACUGACCCGUUCUCUCUGGACGCGCUGGCUAAAGAAGGCAUUGUGGCACUGCGCCGGGCCAAGAGGAGGAACAUGGAGAGGUUGACUCUGGCGUGUGGCGGUAUCGCUAUGAACUCUUUGGAUGACCUGACGGCUGAGUGUCUGGGUCAUGCUGGACUCGUGUACGAGCACACACUGGCUGAGGAGAAAUACACCUUCAUCGAGGAGUGUGAUAACCCUCGCUCUGUGACGCUGCUGAUUAAAGGACCCAACAAACACACACUGAUGCAGAUCAAAGACGCUGUCAGAGACGGACUCAGAGCAGUGAAAAACGCCAUUGAAGACGGUGCGGUGGUGGCCGGGGCCGGUGCGUUUGAGGUGGCCGUGGCAGACGCGCUGAUCAAACACAAGCCCAAAGUUAAAGGUCGAGCUCAGCUGGGAGUGCAGGCGUUUGCUGACGCCCUUCUGAUCAUCCCUAAGGUUCUGGCUCAGAAUUCAGGCUAUGACCCCCAGGAGACACUUGUGAAGCUGCAGAGUGAAUUUAAGGAGUCUGGACAGCUGGUGGGAGUGGAUCUGGGCACAGGAGAACCGAUGGUUGCAGCAGAUGCAGGUGUGUGGGACAACUACAGCGUGAAGAAACAGCUGCUUCACUCGUGCACUGUCAUCGCCAGUAAUAUUCUUCUUGUGGAUGAGAUCAUGAGAGCCGGGAUGUCGUCACUCAAAGGUUAAAGUAGUCCUGCAGCGUGAAGAGGUCUCUUCAUCAGCUAAAUCUGACCAAUCACAUGUCUCUCCCCAUUUCACUCAAUUGGUUUAUUUAUGAGAUUGAGUUCAAGAACCACUGAACUGCUGUAACACACACUUUCCUUUGUAUCUAUUAAACAUUUUGGUUCAGA
Molecule: messenger RNA, 1828 nt
Organism: Triplophysa dalaica
Lineage: Eukaryota; Metazoa; Chordata; Actinopteri; Cypriniformes; Nemacheilidae
Gene: cct6a
Product: chaperonin containing TCP1, subunit 6A (zeta 1)
Exons: 14
Coding region: 69-1664 (531 amino acids)
Biological process (GO): protein folding
Cellular component (GO): chaperonin-containing T-complex
Molecular function (GO): ATP-dependent protein folding chaperone; ATP binding; ATP hydrolysis activity
Source: RefSeq, a predicted model, not a curated record